AUGGCAUACUUUUCGGAAAACACCAAUCAGAGUGGACCUCGCUAUGACUUCAUGUCAUGUGAUCAAGGAUGGGUGCACGACAGGGCGUUAUCAGCAUACACCCUUACCCAGUCGUUUGACCUGGUUUGUGGCCGGAAAUACCUGAUCAAUCUGUCUCAAUCCAUCUUCUUCAUAGGCGUACUCAUAGGCUCUGUCCUUUUUGGUGCAAUUGCAGAUAGAUAUGGAAGAAAAAUAACACUCAUCAUCUCCAAUGUUCUCGUGGUUGUAUUCGGUGUCGGUGCUGCUUUUUCUCCGAACUACAUAACUUUCGUCGUGGCGAGGACUUUUCAUGCUGCAGGAUGUUACGGGAUGAUUAACGUCUCCCACUUGAUAGGUUAG
This is a messenger RNA of Strongylocentrotus purpuratus (purple sea urchin), 378 nucleotides long. Its product is annotated as solute carrier family 22 member 6-B-like. The record is from RefSeq and is a predicted model, not a curated record. NCBI's taxonomy places the organism in Eukaryota, Metazoa, Echinodermata, Echinoidea, Camarodonta, Strongylocentrotidae. Gene Ontology annotation, molecular function: transmembrane transporter activity. Bases 1 to 378 code for a protein of 125 amino acids. Gene Ontology annotation, biological process: transmembrane transport. The transcript is spliced from 3 exons. Gene Ontology annotation, cellular component: membrane.